Lecanosticta acicola is the source of this 1760-nucleotide messenger RNA. NCBI's taxonomy places the organism in Eukaryota, Fungi, Ascomycota, Dothideomycetes, Mycosphaerellales, Mycosphaerellaceae. The record is from the annotation of a GenBank genome assembly.
AUGGGCUCUACAUCCAACGAUUGGCAGGAAAUCUCAAACCGAGCCCAACAGAAAGUCUGGAGUGAUAUCCCCGCCGAAUGGAAACUUCCCACGGACAGAUUGCCCGGUGACGAAGUGCGAGAUGUGACAAAUUUCCCGGCCCAGUCGGGGCUCUUAUCGAAAUUGGAAAUCGAAAUCACGGAUUCUUUUGCGGUGGAGAUUGUCGAGAGGAUUGCGAAGGGGGAAUGGAAAGCGGAGGAUGUUGCGAGGGCGUUUUGUAAGAGGGCUGCUAUUGCGCAUCAACUGGUGAGACCGAUCACAACGGACAGAGAACAGUCGGGAGUGGGGUGCUGAUGUUUUUUUCUUUUUGGGAUUGCCAGACGAAUUGCUUAACGGUGAUCAUGUUCGACGAUGCGAUCCAACGGGCGAAAGAACUGGAUGCGGAAUUUGCAAGGACUGGACGAGUUACCGGGCCCCUGCACGGUCUGCCGGUGUCGUUGAAGGAUAACUUCAACAUUCCCGGAUUUCCGAGUUCGGUGGGGUUCUGCAGUUGGGCGGAGGAGAUUAUGGAAGAGGAGAGUACGAUUGUGACGACGCUGAGGAAUCUGGGUGCCGUGGCUUAUGUCAAGACGAACGUUCCGACGGCUAUGAUGAUUGCUGAGACUGUGAAUAAUUGCUAUGGGAGGUGAGUUGAUCUUAUAUAUCGAGGAGAGUGUUUGUCGAGACUGACCGGAGUUGGAUUAAUUAGAACGACGAAUCCUCUGAACCGGGCGACUACGUCUGGUGGCUCUUCGGGUGGCGAGUCUGCGCUUAUUGCUCUGAGAGGCAGCCCCCUUGGUGUAGGCACCGAUAUUGGUGGCUCUCUUCGCAUCCCAGCAGCUUGCACGGGGAUCUACACCCUCCGGCCCUCCUAUGGUCGCUUCCCUCACUUCGAUGCCCGCAGUGGCCUCGCAGGCCAGGAAGCCGUCGCCAGCGUCCACGGUCCCAUGGGCCGUAGCGUAGCCGACAUCCGCCUCUUCGCGGAGCACGUCACCAACACCAGCCCCUGGCUCCAGGAUCCCAAAUGCAUCCCCUCCCUCUCCUGGCGAGAAGUCCAAAUCCCACCCAAACCGAAAAUCGCAGUCCUGUGGGACAACGGCCUCGUCACACCCCACGCACCCGUCACGCGCGCCCUCCGCGAAACCGUCUCCAAACUGCACUCCAAAGGCUACGACCUCAUCGACUGGCCCGCGACCGACCACGCCGAAGCCGUCGACCUCCUCGCCACCUUCUUCCUCGCCGACGGCGGGCUUUCCAUCCGCGAGAUCCUCGCUCCCACCGGCGAACCUUUCCGCCCGGAAAUGCAGCCCUACGAAGAAGCGACGGAACUGGGCGUCCACGCGCUCUGGAAGGCCCAGAAACAACGCACCGCUCUACAGAAACGCUACCUCGACCGCAUGGAAAGCUCCGGCAUCGACGCCAUUCUAGGGCCCACGACUCCGUAUGCCGGCGCGCCUAAGAGCGGCGAGUUUAAACAUGUGGGAUACACGGGUGUUUUUAAUAUCUUGGAUUACAGCUCCGUCAGUUUCCCCGUCCCGGACGUUUUUGUAGACGAGGAAAAAGACGGCGGCGCAGUGCAGGUCGAGGGGCAAUUUUAUGGCGAGGUGGAUGAGGAGGCUCAGAGGGCUUUUGAUGUAGAAGUUCAGAAUGGCUUGCCUAUUAGCUUGCAGUUGACUGGGAAGCGCUUGGAGGAGGAGAAGAUUUUGAGGUUGACUGAGCAGGUUGUGCGGGAUUUGAGAUAG